UCCGUAUCGUUUAGCAGUCGCCGUUCGCCUUCGCCCGCACGAUUUUCCGCGUUCGUCCCGUCGCGCUUUCCGCCGGCAACACUCGCCGUACACCGUACGUCAGGUUUACGCAAAAAAUAAAAUCCUUUAAUUUUUCCUUUUUUUUAAUACCUUAAGUAUUAUCGACGCCGGGAGGACGCGUUACGGUCUGUCAAAUCGAUUUCGCAUAGAUUGUUUUUCCACUGCUCGUCGGUCGAGCUGUUCUCGCGUCUUCCAAAUUUUCCGCUCCGACAUCCUCUCACCGUCGGUGCGCCGUGUGACACGUGUAGAGUGAGUGACAGUGCCGUUAUAACACAACGCAACGAUAUCACAAUAUUUCCAUAAAUAUCGCGAUCGUCGUGGUCCGUUUCCGGUUCAGUAUCGGCUGCACCAGUUAUCGUUCCGGGUGGAGAAAAAAUCAAAAAAAAAAAAAUCACGCCGAUAAUCUGGAGACAUUUCGUUCACUAUACCUGUUCGCUAUGCCAGUGGUCAUAAACGGUCUUAGUGGUCGUCGCGCCGCGUGAAAUCAGCCUGACAAACGUGUCGACGUAAUCGCACGUGCAGGAUGAGGCCGUUUGUGGUCGGCGUGGGAUUGGCACUGCUGCUGACCAUCGGGACGUUCCGUGGCGCCAUAUGCUUGCAAAAUGGCAAUGGGAAAAAAAACUCAGUGCCGGAAACUGGUGGAAAACCCGCCGAAAAACCUUUGGCUCCUGUGCGUGGUGGCUCCACGGUUCUGCCUCCGCGGAACACGUCCAAUUCGACCACCGCGGUGGCCACAACGGAAGUAUCGAACGCGACGCAAAGCAGCGCACUGGACGACACGCAACUCCAACGGACAUUACUGAAACCGAAGUUUUUGACAGAAAACUCGUCGACCGUUGUCGCGCAGACAGGAGCGGCUAGCCGGAUAUCCUGUCUCGUCGCCAACCUGGGUGACUGCGUGGUUUCCUGGAUUCGUAGACGAGACUACCGACUACUCACCGUCGGCCUAUCCACAUACACGGAAGAUUUGCGGUUUCAAUCUCUGCACCACGUUCAGACUGGGGAUUGGACACUACAGAUAAAAUACGUUCAACUACGAGACGCCGGUUUGUACGAGUGUCAAAUAUCAUCACAUCCACCGAAAAGCAUUUUUAUCAAUUUAAAAGUUGUCGAGGCACAGGCCGAGAUAGCCGGCGCUUCCGAGAAGUAUCUGAUGCUGAACAGCCCGCUGCAUCUGGAAUGCGUGGUCCAGCAGAGCCCCGUGGACCCGGUAUACAUAUUCUGGUACCACGACAGCCGAAUGAUCAACUACGACAUCGACCGAGGUGUGAACGUCACGUCCGACUUACCGAACAAGCACAGCGCAUUGUACAUUGAACGCGCUUCCCGCGCUCAUUCCGGCAACUACACGUGUGCACCAAGCAACGCGUUCCCUGCCAACACGGUCAUACACAUUCUCAACGGUGAGAACCCGGCGGCCAUGCAACACGGACACGGACGAAGUCUGAACAUGCUCAGCUGUCCGUCCAUAUGGAUACUCAUACCGUCCCUAGUCAUGUUCGUCAACUUCAAUACAAAUUGAGAGCACAAUUUAUUGGCGUGCGACUGUGCGCGCUCGCGAAACGGAAAACGCUACAAUAAUAUUAUUAAUAAUAACGAUAGCAGAUUACGAAUGGAAAAAAAAUGAACCGUGUAAAUAAAUUUUUGAUUACCGAUAUUAUUAUAGCUUUUAAUCAUUUCUAAGACACCGUUUAUAAUAAUAUUAUUAAAUAUUACGUCAUUGCACACUACGCCAUGGUGUUUUUUUAAUCUCAUUAAUAAUAAUAUUAUGUCUGUCGAUAUAUCUACAUAAU
Messenger RNA from Acyrthosiphon pisum (pea aphid), 1853 nucleotides. RefSeq names its product hemicentin-2-like. Lineage: Eukaryota; Metazoa; Arthropoda; Insecta; Hemiptera; Aphididae. The record is from RefSeq and is a predicted model, not a curated record. Bases 584 to 1582 code for a protein of 332 amino acids. Gene Ontology annotation, biological process: synapse organization. Gene Ontology annotation, cellular component: neuron projection membrane. The transcript has 7 exons.